Morchella importuna is the source of this 216-nucleotide messenger RNA. RefSeq lists its product as uncharacterized. The transcript is spliced from 2 exons. Lineage: Eukaryota; Fungi; Ascomycota; Pezizomycetes; Pezizales; Morchellaceae. The coding region runs from base 1 to 216 and encodes 71 amino acids. The record is from RefSeq and is a predicted model, not a curated record.
AUGUUGGAGAGGGAAAGUGGGUUGCUAGGGCUUGUUGUACUUAACCCCUCCAGCCUCCAACCGCUCAAGCCCAUCCCACCAGCAAGAUUCCCUUUUACCCCCCUAAUCAACAAGCCCUUGUGGUGCAAUAAACCUACCAGCUUCAUCUUCAUUCAUCUUCCCGCUCGUUGCAUAUCUUCCUCAUCUACCUCACCUAGAUCACCUCGUAUCUUUUAG